AUUGCAUAAAAAUGUCCGCACAAGAAGAAGAAAAAAUCGACACCUCAAAUAAGCUGAAAGCGGAUGAAAUAGGUGAACAACUAAAUAUCAAUGAAGGGCUCUCGCCUGAAAUCGAGAGGAAUAGACCAAAUCAUUUUACUGAAAUUGAGCAUGAAUCUGUGCCAAUUUCAAAAAUAGAGCAAGUUUUUAACAAUAAAAAUGAUGAUGGAGAAAGUGGGUUUGGUGCUACGCCCUCGUCCAUAACACUUCUUCACAAAGAUGCAGUUCAAGAUUCUUUCAGAGUUGCCUUGUUUGUUUUUGACUUUUUACAAUCAAACCAAAAGAUAAAAGAGAUUGUUGAUGAUAGCGACGAUGAGGACCUAAGUAUCUUCCUAGAUGACAUUGACGAUAAAUAUCAAGAACAGACCAACCUUUUAAUGACAACUCAGGACAUAAAUAUAUUUGCCAAAUCCAAGGAUGAACUCGAAGGCCCAAAUCAGAUAGUUAUGGACUCUCCUCCACCCAAUAAAGAGAUCACUAGUGAAGUUGAGGAAGAAUUCCAGGCCGAAGUAGUCCAGAGGCGGAAAUAAGAAGACAAUGGAGGAAUUAGAAAUGAAAAAUCUGAAUAAAUAAAACCAAAAUCACUACCGAUCCUCGUGUGUACAAAGCAAGUUUGACUCCUCAGGCAAUCAUGUACUUCAGGCCAUUGUUUAGUCAAUUAUUGUUCACGGAUAUCUCAUUCCUGUUGCUAUAUAACGAUGAGUACAUAAACUCAAUAAGUCAGCCAGAUUCGUUGACAAACCUGGAUUCAAAGGACAACAAAAUCAGCUUGAGGUCCAAAAAGUGGAUGGAUUACCUCAAUGUAUCAAUCUGAAGGUCCUUUAUCAUCAAAGAGGCAGGACUGGGCUCCCGCACAGGAGGAGAUGACCUUGGUCUUUCCAAGUAUAACUCUUACGAACUCUACACCAAUGAAAUGCUGAACAAGAUAAUACUAAAGAAGCAUCGUCGUGGCAAGGAGGCUAAGAAAAAGCUUCUUCCAUUUUUAGGAAUCAUUUCAGAAGGAGAAGAUGAAUAGUUAAUUUUUUCAGUUCAAUCUAA
Moneuplotes crassus is the source of this 1077-nucleotide messenger RNA. The record is from the annotation of a GenBank genome assembly. Lineage: Eukaryota; Ciliophora; Spirotrichea; Euplotida; Euplotidae.